Messenger RNA from Aspergillus chevalieri, 831 nucleotides. Its product is annotated as nicotinamide/nicotinic acid mononucleotide adenylyltransferase. Gene Ontology annotation, biological process: NAD+ biosynthetic process. Bases 1 to 831 code for a protein of 276 amino acids. Gene Ontology annotation, molecular function: nicotinate-nucleotide adenylyltransferase activity; nicotinamide-nucleotide adenylyltransferase activity. The record is from RefSeq and is a predicted model, not a curated record. Lineage: Eukaryota; Fungi; Ascomycota; Eurotiomycetes; Eurotiales; Aspergillaceae. The transcript is spliced from 3 exons.
AUGACGCAGAGCGACCAGGCUCGCCCCAUCCCCAAUAACCCUUCAGACGACUAUGCCUUUCCCGAAAUCCGACUGAAGACCAAGAUGGACGACCCGGAGAAGACACCGCUGCUGCUGGUCGCUUGUGGUUCUUUCUCGCCCAUUACCUAUUUGCAUCUGCGCAUGUUCGAGAUGGCUGCCGAUUACGUCAAGUUCAGCACCGACUUUGAGAUAAUCGGGGGAUAUUUGUCGCCGGUGUCGGAUGCCUAUCGCAAGGCUGGUCUGGCCAAUGCUGAGGAUCGUAUUGCCAUGUGCCAACUCGCCGUGGACCAGACUUCCGACUGGCUGAUGGUGGACACCUGGGAGCCUCUGCAGAAGGAAUACCAACCGACCGCUGUGGUGUUGGACCAUAUUGACUAUGAGAUCAACACUGUGCGACAGGGUGUCGAGGCUGGCGAUGGUACUCGCAAGCCCGUUCGCGUCGCUCUCUUGGCCGGUGCCGACCUGGUUCAUACCAUGUCGACCCCUGGUGUGUGGAGUGAGAAGGAUUUGGAUCACAUUCUGGGCAAAUACGGGUCCUUCAUCGUCGAGCGCAGCGGAACCGACAUCGACGAAGCCCUCGCAGCCCUUCAACCAUGGAAAGACAACAUAUAUGUCAUUCAACAACUUAUCCAGAACGACGUCAGCAGUACAAAGAUCCGACUGUUCCUGCGACGUGAGAUGAGCGUCCGCUACCUGAUCCCAGUCCCGGUCAUCCACUACAUCGAACAACACCACCUCUACGAAGACGAAGGUUCGACCGGUGUCUCUGACAAAGGCAAGGCCAAGCAAGACAUCAGUGGCUCAGCAUGA